UUGCAACAGCAAGACCCCUUCGAUGCCGCCGCCGUUCCGUUGUUGGUUUGAUUCGCGCCAACAGCAGCAGCGCAGCGGGGGAAAACACGGAACGUGCCGUCGUCGUCAGUCAACGGUGAGCAUUCGACGCAUUCGGACGUGAUUUCUCUGGUGCAGUUAGCUGCAUUCCCAGUACCUAUCUUCUCGACGAAACUUCUCGACCUCCGUCCGUGACCCAAGUGUGACGUCUAGGUUCAAGAGUAUUUUCGUGUUUGUGUUAGUGUGUUUGUGUGAGAUUUAAGUGUGGAGUUUGUUUUGACGGGAAGUAGAGGAGGCUGUGCGAAAUUACAACGAACUGCAUCAGCGCGAAAGACGGUGACCUUCAACUGGUUUGGACGACGAACGACACGAUAAAGGAAGGCUGCUGGUUCGUUGCUGCUCUCAACUGGUGGAUUACGCCCAUCCGUUGGUCUAUUACUGGAAGUCCAGUGUCAGAUGCUUUAAUGACACUGAAAUCGAUCACGAUGCAACUACGAAAACGUCCUACGAUCGGCGUUAUGCUGCCGCUGCUGAUGAUCGCCCUAAUGGCGGAGCAGCUCAGCGCAAGUCCGAUGCCACAGCAGCAGAUGCGCUUCCGGCCGCGAUAUCCCAGGAGGGACAACUUAGCGGCGUACAAUAUCCACAAGACCUUCAAGGCGCGGGACGUGAACGGACUGGACGUUAACCAGGCCCAAAAGGCCAUGGUAGACGUUCAACAGACGAUCGCCGAGGUUCAGCGUUUGCUAGCCAAGGAUCCCACGCUCCCGAGGUUGACCAGGGGAGAAAUCGAGGAGCUAUUCGAGAACGUGACCCGCGAAGAGUUAGCCAAGUCGCUUCGCGAAGGCGAUCAGAACCGUGCGCAGCACAUGCGAGCCUUGAUGUUGGUCCUCCCAUACAAUACCAACAACAUGAGCCCGGAAAACAUCCAGAACAUGUACACCCUGCCUCCGGUGACCAAGGUCGUUCAGAACGAGGUAGUUCCACGGAAGCAACAAUCGCUGCCCAAGAUCAUUCCAACCAAGAUGACGGCCACCACGACUCGGACUACCAUGAAGAAGAAAAGACCCGUUACGGAAGUGACGGAGCCGGCAUCCACGACGGCCGUUCCCAUUACGACGAUCCGAUUCACCACUCCCAAACCAACGACGUUCCACCCGGCUCUGCCCAACGUAAUCCGAGACGACGCCAAACCUGCGCAGGUCAAGGCGACCACAGCACCCACCACCGACGUUCCGACCACCGUGGUAGACUACGUUACAAAACCUAUUGAACCUGUUUCCGAUAGCGCCCCUGAGAAGUUCAAUCUCCCGUUCGCCACUUCCGAUGACGAAGUAAAGAACUCGGAGAUCAGCAAAAUUCUCGCUUCGUUGGGCUUCGGCGAUGGCGUUCCACCGACCUUCCGACCACUGCCGCUCGAGAUGACCACUCCCGUCGGAAUAGCCGAUCUGGCCGCAGAGUUCGCCACAUCGACAACGCAAAACCCCUCCCAGGAAGACGAAGAACUCCGGAUGCUGCUGCGAUCCUUUGGACUCCUGAAUGACGGUGGCAACUCAGUCGGGAUCUCUCCGCUUUCCGAUCAUCAACCCCUGUUCCCCGAAACGCUUACGGAUGUUCAACCAGCGCAUCUGAUCCAAAGCGAUGACCUGAAGGUCGAGGAGCUGGAACCGUCCCCUCCAGCGAUGGCCAAGCCAGACAUCAAACCGGAUGACUACGUCGCUUUUAAACCGCUACCGAGCGAUGCCCCGAAGCUUGCCGAAGGUCUGGACGAACUUUUGAAGUCCUUCGGUAUCCUGGACAAUGGCGAGCGAAAGGAGAAGUCGUUGAACGCGGAGACUAGCACUGCCAGCAAUGUUCCUAGUGCAUCAACAACCGAAAUGGAAGAAAUGCCCAUGAUCGAUAAAGAUCUGGUUGUUCCGCAGAUGGCCUCUAUUUUGGACAAUCUGGGCAUUCAAACGAUGAAGAAGGACCGCAACGGCCGCAAGCUGGCCAUGACCAAAGAAUCCGACGGAGCCGAACUGAAGUCCAACGGAGUCGCGUUCCGACCGAAAAAGAAGUCCGAGAAACCCGAGAAGGCCGACAAAUUCGUGAACGAAGACUACCGCAAGCUCGAGCAGCUGUGGGAAACCAUCCGGGAACUCGAGAAGCUGAACCCCAACCUGACCGAGGACUCCCUCGAUUCGCUCAACCUGAAGAACUUCAACUUCAGCGAGUCCCUUCUCGCCCAAGGACCAAACCCCCUCGAAAGCUACGACAUCAACCGGAUCAACGACAUCAAGAAGCGCCAGCAACCGACCACCGAGGACACUCCGACCCGUAUUGCCCUCGAUCUGGCCCUCUCCGGGAACUCCUCCGGCAACAACACCCCGACCAACCAAGUGGAGAUCAUCUCCACCACGUCCGGAGAUCAACCACGAUCGUCCAUCCUGGAAGUGGACCUUCCCAGUUCAUCCUCCACAUCAACCACCUCAACAACCACCACCACCACCGAGUCCUCAACGACCAGUUCGGACAACUCGGCUCGCUUCACGGCCCUGGAGGAAUCCUUCGGAGGCGGAGCGGAUCCGGUGGAGCAGGAACCGCUGCCGCCGCCACGGCGGAACGGAUUCUACUUCCUGGCCGAUUGGAACUCGUUCCUGGAGGUGGGCGAAGACCCGAACAAGGUGGUGAUCAGCUUCCGACCGCAGGCCGGCGAUCCCAGCCGGUUCCUGCCGGUGAAUGUGCCGUAAGAAGGAGAGAGUGACCGGCGGCGAUCAGUCGUCGAUCGACGCAACCUCCCAGUGCAGAGGGGUGAUUGGGUUCAGUAGAUUUCUUGACAAGGCAGGGGUUGCAGAUAGCUUUUAUUUUCAGGUCGGGUGGGAGCGCCGGGAGACCAUUACAGUCAGGUUUAUUCUCUGUGUUUGUGUGUUUUUCUUUGACGAAUAGUUAUUUUUGUUCCAUGCGUAAAUUCUGGGAUCUUUUCCAGAUUUUUAAUUACGUUUUUUUUAAUUUUUGAUUAGAGCAUCUACAACUACAUUCAUCAGAUGUUCCCGCUUGAAAAUAAUAAAAGGUAGUUAUCCGUCAAUCCAAGAAACAUAAUAAACCGGGGCUUAUAUCUGAUAGUAAUAGCACAGAC
Molecule: messenger RNA, 3130 nt
Organism: Aedes albopictus (Asian tiger mosquito)
Lineage: Eukaryota; Metazoa; Arthropoda; Insecta; Diptera; Culicidae
Exons: 4
Coding region: 483-2744 (753 amino acids)
Source: RefSeq, a predicted model, not a curated record